AUUGGCCAACUAUUACCUAAACAUUCAGGCAAGCGAUUGAAAAUAUCGAAUUUCAUGGUUUAAAUAUUUGCGAUUUUCCGCCACUUGUUUUGGCAGUUUUCCUCGGCGGUGGCGCUGUUGUUGCAGGAAAAUCGAAGCCCUCAAUAUAAACAGUGGUUAGCAAACAUGCUGCGGAAAAAAGUGGUGGAAAACUGUACGAUGUGAAUAAAAUCUCAGCAUUUUUCGACUCAUUUAUAUUAUAAUUGCCAGUUUUGGGACGAAUCCGUAAUCCGCUUCCAGUUUCCAGUUAACAAUGAAUGCACACGAUGGCGGCUAUUCCUCGAAUGAUCACAUCUAGAUACUUGUCCCUCAUCGUCAUAAUGUUCUGUUUGGUGUCCACAUUUUUUUUCCUGCUCAACAACGUCCAAACUGCUCGAAAUGCAAAAAUCGUCGACUUGCCAAGCGCUCGGCGUCUAAGACUGCCUGGAGAAUUCUCCAAGUACUUGAAGCCAAAGGCCAGCGGGAGUUACUGCAAGAUGAACUUCGGGCUUCCGACUCAGCUCGCUUAUGCCAAGAAUAACAUAUCAGGAACACCAGAAUUGAAGGAAAGCAGCGAAUUUCGCAUCCUAUACAAUGUGAUUGAGAGUCAACUAGGAGAUGAGGAUCCAGGAGUAACUUAUGUCACUCAAUUGACCAAAGAAUUUGUCUUGCAUUUAGCCGAAAUCGUCAGAUAUUGGGAAGGAGCAGUGAGUGUAGCAGUCUACAUCCCAGAUGGGAACCCGAAGGAUAUUUUACAAAGCAUUUUGCACUUCUGCUACUGCAUUCCUCAGAUGUCCAGACUUUCCUUGCAUUUGGUGUUUAAGAAGGAUUCAGAACCCAGUUUCUACCUGAGCAAGCCAAUGCCUCCUCAAACUUGUGAGGCUAACGAGCUCACUAGAACGUCGAUUAACAGCAAUAGCAGCCGCGACACGAAACCUCAUGAGUUUAGAUCGAAAGCUUCGCUCAUUAUUGUAGAUCCCACCAACUGGUAUCCAAUAAACGUGUGUCGAAACGCGGCCAGAGAAGCCGCCAAGACUGACUUCGUUUUAGUAUCCGACAUUGAGCUGAUGCCUAGUAAAGGUCUAGCGAGUCGAUUUAUCGACAUGACCGAAAGCUACAAGUGCGAAGCACCCAACUGUAAAAAACGAAUAUUUGUGGUACCCGUUUUUGAGGUGGACAGUAAGGAAGAUCUUCCGCGUAACAAACGGCAGCUGGUGAAUCUCAUGCGAGAUCACAAGGCUGUGUAUUUCCAUCAGCUCACUUGCGUACAUUGCCAGAAGUUUCCAGGGCUGGACCAGUGGAAGGAAAGCGAACCUGGAGAUAUAAUCAAACCUUUGCUGGAAACCAAACGCGAAAUUCCAUAUCACCGAUGGGAACCCAUCUACAUCGGCACCAGAACCGAGCCAAUAUACUCCGAGAAACUUUCAUGGGAAGGGUUCCAAGACAAAAUGCUCCAGAUGUACGAAAUGUGUCUGAAUGGAUACACAGUUGUGCUUCUGGAUGGUGCGUUUUUGGUCCACUGGCCGGGAAUUAAGACCGCCAAGCGCAAAGACGAGCCUUGGAGGGUGCCCUAYGUGAAGAAGAAUCAAGAUGUUUACAAUGAAAUGUUGGAGAAAAUCCACCGAAAGUACAGCAAGAAUCCCAAGUGCGGCGAACAGAAACCGAGYUAGAAGCUGCCAGAUUCGGGGGUYUUUUUUAUACAURAUCUCGAUGGAGGAUGCGACCUCUUGAAAAWCGAAUGUUGCUGCUAGAAACUGGAUACAUGAAUGAACAUUUGGGCUUMAUCAUUUCCGUUKGUUCUGUACCUAUGGCUUUUUGYAUCCGCAAAAACUUUUGCUYGUUGAAAAAGUGUGUUAGUAUUGCAUGAAUAUGUUUCUGUCGUUUUUGCCAACAUCGAUUGAGUCGACUUGCGUUAAAAUGCGAUGAAAUUGGAACUUUUGCAAUUAAUCUCAAUCUAUUUCACUUGCUUCUUCCACUCCAUGUUUAUUUAUUUAUUUAUUGAACUGUUUGAAAUGUGAUUCUUUAACUUCGGUACGUUUGAUUUCUUCUCAUACGGUUUUGCGUAGUCAUGGAAAGCCCUUCUCGAAAAAUUUGCGCUAUCGAGAACAUUUCAAUGACAUCUAGGUGACAAUAAUUCUCAAUGGAAUAUGAAUAUCUUGAUAAACUUUUCGAUAAAAACGUACAUUUAUUUGGUUUGCUGAACUUGAAAAUAAGAUAGUCCAGAAUGUCUAUAUUCAGGUUUCAUCAUGGAGUCGCAUUUCCCACUUUGAAAUCAACGUUGUUUUUGUAAAUAAUUAUUUAUUUAUUUUUUUGUAAUACUUAGCUAUAGUUACUGUUUUAGUCCAGACAUUAAAACCGUUUUGAAUUUUA
Molecule: messenger RNA, 2388 nt
Organism: Dendroctonus ponderosae (mountain pine beetle)
Lineage: Eukaryota; Metazoa; Arthropoda; Insecta; Coleoptera; Curculionidae
Product: beta-1,4-glucuronyltransferase 1
Exons: 9
Coding region: 297-1688 (463 amino acids)
Source: RefSeq, a predicted model, not a curated record